AAUAAAGGAUUUGAUGAUAAUGAUGUGCAUGAUGAUGAUGAUGAUGAUGAUGAUGAUGAUGAUGAUGGUGAUGGUGGUGGUGGUGAUGAUGAUGGUGAUGAUGAUGAUGAUGAUGAUGAUGAUGAUGAUGAUGAUGGUGAUAAUUAUGAUGAUGGUGGUGGUGAUGAUAUGAUGAUGAUGAUGAUGAUGAUGGUGGUGGUGGUGGUGGUGGUGGUGAUGAUGAUGAUGAUGAUGAUGGUGACGGUGACGAUGACGAUGACGAUGACGAUGACGAUGACGAUGACGAUGAUAAUGAUGAUGAUGAUGGUGAUGAUGAUGAUGACGAUGACGUUGUUGAUUUGCUUCCUGCUUGUGUAAAAUGGCCGGAGGCUUGCCAAGUUUUAAUUUGAAAAGGUAGAAAAACAGUUGUGAAGAAGGAAAACUAGCUUGUCAAGGAAAUUCCUAUUUGUGUAGCUGGCCCCUUGUUCAGAGUACCAUUCAAACCUGAAUAUCUAUUCUCCGCGAAGAGAGUCACAGAAAAAAAGAUUGACAACCGGCAUUCCGGCGGGGCGAUGAACGAGGGAUAAUAACAACUCAAAGCUAUAAGUAAUAGCGAUGCUCUUUAUUUGAUCAAAUUUGUAAAAACUUAACGGAAGGUAAGGUAAACCAAUUAAUUAUUUCAUCGUUCUUACUAGUCUGCUACACAGCCGUUUUUAGAGUCGCGUUGCGUGAUGACACUGAAAACGGCCGUGUAACAGACUACGUUCUUACCUGCUUUAAUGUUUUCAGUUCGGAUGGUGACGUAAUCAUCUCUGUCUGGACGGGACUGUUCGUGGUAAAAGCCAAGAGCGUGAGCUGGAAAUUGAUAAUUGAAUACAACGAUUGAGCACACGUAAUUAAGCAAGCUGAAUAUUGGUGGUGAGCCGAAUUACAAUCGAUAAAUAAAAAACGUCAGUCAUUCUUCCCUUUCAGUUAGAUGAGAUGCAAAGAUUAAAUGCAAAAUGUCAGGAUUAUGUAGUGGAGUUUGGCGGAAUUCUUUUAAGUGACGACUGGAUCGAAAUUUUGUGGAACAGUAUUCCCAUUUCAUUUACUUAAUGCAUGGCCGGGCGGAAGGGAGGACAUGAUCAACUGAAGCUAAAUUUGCUUUAACGGUUCCCUUAACGUGUUAGAUCCCACGUUAAUUAAAAAACUAAACUAAUUCUUUUAUUAAAAUAGGUCUAAAGUCGCAUACCCAUCUCAUGAGCGACAGUACCCAUUUGCCAACACCCUCUUGCCAAAUUGAUUAUCUGCUUUCCGCUAAUUCUGCCAACGUAGGAUGAACAUCUAAAAAACGGGGGGGAAAGCACAAAAAGCUAAUUCCAGAAUCCCUGUCCAAGGCUCUCAAAAGCUACUGAGCUAUUUGAAAAAUGACUCAACUGAUAUAGCAAGUAGAUCAAGGUUGUGUCGAAGGCCUAGCCACAGUUGUUAUCAAAGAAGGAGAGUGCAGUUUUGUUGAGUAAUUCUAUAUUUCAUUCAGACACUUACCCUUUCCCCUUGAAGAACUCUACAUAAUCUUUCUCUGUUGUCCUCUUCUUAAACGUGAUGCAUGUCUUGCUACUCCAUUCAUUCAUGGCCGCAGUGAUAGCACUUACUGCUAUGGUCUCCGACGCUGCAUACGUACGAUAAGCGCUUUUAAGACUGAUAUCACAUGCACGUUAUGUUGUAAUUUUUUCUUUUCAGUGAAUGCAAUCCGACCUAUAAAUCUAUGAUUUCACAUACGUUAUAUAUUGGUCUUACCGGGGGUAUAUUCUCACGCACCAAAGAAAAAGGCUCAAGCAAAAUGCUGAAGCUACUCUAGGUAGUGUUGUACACGUAUAUACUGGCAUUAUUGUGCUGUGUUUAACAUUGUAUUGUUUGUAUUGUGUGAAAGAGUAGUAACAGUGACGCGUUUUUAACAGGAGAAUACCAGUGCUCAGUAAUCAAAUAUAUUAGGCCAUUUCCGAGUUCCAAAAUAUCUCACUUUCAAAACGAGGCUAAGUGCGAAACCUCUGUUGUGAAAAUGAGUUUUAUUUGCAUCACAAUUAAAAAUCAUUUUCAUAUCAAUAAAUGGCUUCGCACUUAGCCUCGCUUUGAAAGUGAGAUUUUUUGGAACUCGGAAAUGGCCUAUUUGUAAUACUUAGAUAAUAAGUCCCCGAGGGGGGGGGGGGGGUUUAGUCUUUUAUUCCCAUUUCAAACCUAUACGACAUUAUAUGGUCUUACCCCAGGUUUCUUUACUACAAUUGUUGGCUGUCCGUUUUUGCUGAAGUAACUUGUACCGUAAUGCAUUAUACUACCAUAAUCAUAUGGAGUGCCGAGGGAAUCGACCGAGUAAGAACUCUGCUUCUUAAAGUUGACCUCAAAGCCUAUAUAUUUUGAAAGAAGAAAGGAACAAAAUAUCUAUUUAUUAAUUGCUUUGCUUAAAGGAAUAUGAACAUGACAUAUUGAGCAUAAGUUAAAUUCUCCCCGUGGAAAAGUUCACUGAAUGAAAACAGUUACUAAUCAUGAUGUAAAAUAGGGCUGAAAAUGAUUGUAUGUUUCACGGCCAAAAGUUGCCUAUGUGAGAGAAACCGAUAUAACGGAUCGAAGCGCCAAGAAGAAAUGACGGAAAUUCGUUCUUAUACUCUUGUUUAAUAAUUUCUUAUGCAAUAUUUUUCCUUGGAGAAUUUUUUUACCCCUGAGUAAUGUUAUAACUUUUAACCUGUUUUUACACGACCCCAGAUUGUCUUUGAACUGUUAUCGUAUUAAAAUAAAGGAUUUGAUGAUAAUGAUGUGCAUGAUGAUGAUGAUGAUGAUGAUGAUGAUGAUGAUGAUGGUGAUGGUGGUGGUGGUGAUGAUGAUGGUGAUGAUGAUGAUGAUGAUGAUGAUGAUGAUGAUGAUGAUGGUGAUAAUUAUGAUGAUGGUGGUGGUGAUGAUAUGA
Porites evermanni is the source of this 2914-nucleotide messenger RNA. Lineage: Eukaryota; Metazoa; Cnidaria; Anthozoa; Scleractinia; Poritidae. The record is from the annotation of a GenBank genome assembly.